Molecule: messenger RNA, 651 nt
Organism: Solanum stenotomum
Lineage: Eukaryota; Viridiplantae; Streptophyta; Magnoliopsida; Solanales; Solanaceae
Product: probable inactive purple acid phosphatase 27
Exons: 3
Coding region: 1-651 (216 amino acids)
Molecular function (GO): hydrolase activity
Source: RefSeq, a predicted model, not a curated record
AUGUCCCUGCAGAGAACAGAGCUAAGUUUUGGUAUGUAUGCAGCUGACUAUGGCAUGUUCCACUUCUGUAUUGGAGACACUGAGCAUGAUUGGAGAGAGGGAUCUGAACAGUACAAGUUCAUCGAGCAAUGCUUCGCGUCAGCCAAUAGACAUAAACAACCUUGGUUGAUUUUCGCUACUCAUCGUGUUCUUGGUUACUCAUCUAAUGACUGGUAUGCUAAGGAAGGAUCAUUUGAAGAGCCCAUGGGAAGGGAGCACUUGCAAAAGCUCUGGCAAAAGUAUAAGGUUGAUAUGGCAUUCUACGGGCACGUUCAUAACUAUGAAAGAGUUUGCCCUAUUUACCAGAAUCAAUGUGUGAACAAGGAGACAUCACACUACUCUGGCGUAGUGAACGGAACGAUUCAUGUUGUUGUUGGUGGAGGAGGAAGCAAUUUGAAUAGAUUCACCACCAUUAACACCACAUGGAGUGUGUUCAAAGAUUAUGACUAUGGGUUUGUCAAACUCACAGCAUUUGACCAAUCUAACCUUCUCUUUGAGUACAAGAAGAGCAAAGAUGGUAAAGUGUAUGAUUCUUUCACAAUCUCAAGAGACUAUAAGGAUGUCUUGGCAUGUGUCCAUGAUGGUUGUGAACCAACUACUUUGGCUAGUUAA